UAUUGUGAUUAGACAUUUGCUUGUCAUUAUUGCAACAGCAGACAACAGUCGACGUUAGAAAGUGAUGCUGACGAGUUGCAAGUGACCUUGUUCGUUAUGCCAUUAGUUUUAUAGAUUUGAAUUUGAAUUUGAAAUCAUGGUUUACAUAUCUUCAGGUGGGCAACUUGUCCAGAACGAUGGCGGUUGGUCAAUCCAGAAAGUUAAGAGAACAUUCUGGAAUUUCAUUGACGGAGUUCUUUUAUUCUUUCAAACUCUUGUAAGCCCUGGGUCUAACCGAAGAGGUAGUAGAUAUGUCACCCAGUAUGGCACACCAGGAGCAAGUGGUAGUGGCACCCAAAGACGUAUAGGUAGACCAGGAAAUGUCAGUGGAGUCGCUGCACCACCUUGUGGAACAGGAGGAGGAUGAGGUUAAAGUUGAGAUCAUGACUUACCAUCAUUGGUCUCUUUGAAUCUUUUCACAUGGCUAGAUUUGCUUCAUUUAUUGAGCAUAAUGAAAUGGUUGUGUUAAACCCUUCUUUUAGGGAGAACUUCCAUGGAUAUAAGUAAUGGCUGUGUGAAUAUUACAAAUACAUACAGAAUUUUUAUUUGUGAAA
Messenger RNA from Daphnia pulicaria, 593 nucleotides. Its product is annotated as selenoprotein K-like. The coding region runs from base 137 to 406 and encodes 89 amino acids. The record is from RefSeq and is a predicted model, not a curated record. Gene Ontology annotation, cellular component: endoplasmic reticulum membrane; Golgi apparatus. The transcript is spliced from 4 exons. NCBI's taxonomy places the organism in Eukaryota, Metazoa, Arthropoda, Branchiopoda, Diplostraca, Daphniidae. Gene Ontology annotation, biological process: calcium ion transport; endoplasmic reticulum calcium ion homeostasis.